Messenger RNA from Physcomitrium patens, 3451 nucleotides. RefSeq names its product O-fucosyltransferase 10. The record is from RefSeq and is a predicted model, not a curated record. Lineage: Eukaryota; Viridiplantae; Streptophyta; Bryopsida; Funariales; Funariaceae.
GCUGUACCGCUUCCAGCGGCGAGCUAUCGUCGAUGCUCCCGAUCCGCUCGGGUCGUUCGUCUCCUUGAGGUCAUGUCAUCGCUGGUGUUGUUGUCAAGUUGGUCUCCAUCUUCCAGUCACCACGUCUGUUUUUUCUUCUAGUGACCUUACUACGCCGCACGCUACGAAGAAGCUGGGUCUGAUCGAUCUGGUUGACGUUGCGAGGCGGCAAUUCCUCAAGCGUGAGAUUAUAUUUGGGUGGUUUGGUUGUAGUUUCAAGGGGCAAGGUCAUUUAAGCUCAGAGUUUUGGGGUUCAUGGAAGAUUCGUGGAGAUUCCGUUAUAAUCUGUGAUACUUGGGCAACUUGGGGUGUGCAAAUGGUGACUCAGUGCUGAGAUUCAUCGAUGGAAUUGACAAGGUAGAGCGUAGAUUACAAUACGUGCAUUGAGUUCACAGGGUUUGGACAGGAAGUUGAUCUAGAGUCGAAUGCCUGCAGAUUUGUCGCACACAAAGGACUUAUUAUUCACUGAUCGUGCAUUCGGGGCUCGAAAGUCGCUUUGUCUGAGGGAUUGAGGGAAUAACGAGUCGCUGUCUAUUACGACACAGCCUUGCUUGUUAUUGUUCAUAGAUUCUCUGUAAAAGUGUUCAUGGGAUCUCCGGGAGCUUUACUAUCGCUAAGGGCAUGAAAUUCAGGAAAAUUCGCGCUGCAGCAGCUGGUCGUGUUGAAGCAAAUGAGGCAUCGUUGGCGAUUUAUCUCCUUGCAUUGAGGCGUUCUUAGUCGCAUAUCCUUGAAUCUCAAUCUAUGAGGUUUGAUCAGCGAAUUUCAAUGAUAUAGUUCAGGGUUUAGCAGAAACGCAGAAUUAAACGACGAUUGAUGAGAGGAUUGCAACCCAGUGCAUUUUACAGAUCGGUGAAGGCGGGUGGACUCCUCGCAUACGCUAAUGCAGAACGGCACAGAUCAUAAGCGUGAAAAGUUCUUCACACCAGCUUUCCAGCUCGGGCUUAACCAUGUCAUUGCAUUCGUUUCCUCUCCUCUCAUUUCUCCCGCAAACUCUCCGCGCCACUUUAGGGAGAGACCUCACGGUGUACGCCCCAUGCCCAUUCGCGAGCCGAAAGUGAAAUACGACUCGCCCAGAGUCAAGUUCGGCUCGCCUGCAGUCAAGUUCGGCUCGCCCGUUGUUAAGCCCCGCCUCAGCUCGACAUGGCUGCAGAAGCUGACCCACUGGUUGCUCUUAUUCUUCCGGAGACGCAACCGGGUUCUGCUCCUCAUACCCUUUAUCUACGUAAUGGGGACGCUGCUUUACAUGGAGGGCGAUUUUGCAAUGAAAUUUCCUUCGUUUCCUGGUCGGUAUCGGCCCGGCUCAGUGUAUCGCAGCUAUCGGGUGUUUGAGAAUCUGUGGCCUGAAAUGGAGCGCGCUGACUACUCCUCAGAUGGGGUGUGGUCUGGUUGGGAGUAUCCUAAGGAGGGUGGAGGCUACACACCGUGUCUUAAUUCCGUUUACCAGGACCCAGGUUUGCCAGACUCAAAUGGGUACAUUCUCGUCAAGGCAAAUGGCGGUCUGAAUCAACAGCGCUCCACAAUUUGUAAUGCCGUUGCAGUUGCAAAGCUCAUGAAUGCCACUCUUAUAGUACCCCACUUUCAUUUCAACACCGUAUGGAAAGAUCCCAGCACUUUCGGAGAUAUAUUUGACGAGGACCACUUCAUUGAAUCUCUUUCUAAGCAAGUAAGAAUAUUGCGAGCUCUGCCUCAAGAGAUGCUGGAUCGCUACGACAAUGGUAGCAUGAUAUUCAAGAUGAAAGUGACAGCGUGGUCUCUCCCCCGUUUUUAUCUGGAAGAAGCUCUCCCUGUGUUAAUAGAACGGGAAGUCGUCAAAUUUUCUCCCUUCGCCAAUCGAUUGGCAUAUGAUGGGAUUCCGACGGAAAUUCAAAAACUGAGGUGCUAUUCCAAUUUUGUUGCCCUGCGAUUUGCCCAACCGAUUGCUGAUAUGGGUAACAUGUUAGUUAGCCGAAUGAAAUCCAAGUGUGCGAAAAUGAAUGGCAAUUAUGUCGCCAUUCACCUGCGGUUCGAAGAGGAUAUGGUGGCUUUCUCUCAGUGUGUCUACGAUGAUGAUGAAGAAGAAAAGACGAGGCUUGAUAAUACUCGGGAAAGAGAUUGGCGUGGCAAGUUCACACGAGAGGGCCGUGCCAAUGCACCACCGGACGAAAUUAGAAGAAAUGGGAAGUGUCCUCUAACGCCUGUCGAGGUGGGAAUGAUGCUGCGUGGGAUGGGUUUCGACAAGAAUACCCCUAUCUAUUUAGCAGCUGGAGUAAUAUACAAAGGAGAGGAAAGUAUGGAGCCGCUCCGAAGAAUGUUUCCGUAUAUCCAUAGCAAAGAUACUUUACUAUCAUCAGAGGAACACAAGCAAUUUGAGGGCUUUUCAUCGCGGUUAGCAGCCCUUGACUACAUCGUCUGCCUGCACAGCGAAGUAUUUGUUACAACGCAGGGUGGUAAUUUUCCCCAAAUACUAAUGGGACAUCGCCGGUUUCUAAACAAAGGCCACUCCAGAACUAUCAACCCAGACAAGCGACACCUUGUCCGACUGCUAGACAACCCUCACAUCGAAUGGGACAUCUUUCGGAAAAGUCUGACAGAUAUGCGCAGGCAAAGCGACAUCAAUGGAUUCCAGCUUCGAAAGCCAAUUCCGGUCAAAACAGAUGAUCACUUCACCCAGCCACCCAAAGCGUCACUGUACACACAUCCUGCCCCUGAAUGUCUGUGUGCGGAGCCUGCUACAAGCACAGAAAGCACGCAGACCCUGGUCUCCGAGGCUUGAAACAAACCCGCCUGCAAGGACUCAUAUACUUCGGUGUUGUGAAGUUAUCUUCACAGGUGGAGCUCAUUCACAAAACUCAUCGUAAUACAUGGGCUAACAGCCUCUUUUGACUGUAACUGAUGCGUCAUUUUGGAGCUGUGAUUGUGUCGCUGGAAGUACAUGAACCAUAUGGAUUUGAUUUCAACGCCACCAACUGCGACGGUGUUGUGGAUUCAAUCUGUGAUGGUGCGUUUCUAGAUCCAUGAGUUUAGGCUUUUGCGACGCCGAGUCCUCCGGGUUAUUAUUCCAUGUGCAUGUGCACGUGAUCUGGUCCACAAUAUUGUGACCAAGAAAAUUAUGUCUACUUGCUUGUGGGUGGGUUGUAUAGCCUUUGAUUCAGCGGGGCAUGUUACUUUUCCUUUACAUUAUAUUUUCCUAUAAUGAAUUUUCUUUUAUUGAAUUUUUAUAGAAAUUGUUACAAUAUUGGAAGUGUGUAAGGAUUUAUUUACUUUAUUUAUUAUUUAUUUUUUUGAGUUACAGUUGUGCUUAGAUGUAAUGUAAAUUAAUAGUGCAUUGUGUACAAAUCAUCUUUAUUGUAGCUUAUUAGUGUUAAAGGGGUGUGCUGAUGUGUACAAGAAUUUGCUUCUAAGUGAAUUAAAUUUGCCAAAUUUGAUAGUUUUU